Messenger RNA from Cyphellophora europaea CBS 101466, 1833 nucleotides. RefSeq lists its product as uncharacterized. The record is from RefSeq and is a predicted model, not a curated record. Lineage: Eukaryota; Fungi; Ascomycota; Eurotiomycetes; Chaetothyriales; Cyphellophoraceae. Gene Ontology annotation, cellular component: endoplasmic reticulum membrane. Gene Ontology annotation, molecular function: dolichyl pyrophosphate Man9GlcNAc2 alpha-1,3-glucosyltransferase activity. The transcript has a single exon. Gene Ontology annotation, biological process: protein N-linked glycosylation. Bases 1 to 1833 code for a protein of 610 amino acids.
AUGUCGGCAUCACACAAACCCCGCAAGAAGAGGAAGGACAUCCCUCUGACGCGGAGCACCACUAUCACCGACAUUGUUAGUGUCGACUCUGGGAACAACAGCGUGGUUCCCGAGUUUCCUCUUGUGGCAUUUCUGUGGCCUGCUCGGGGCACAACUUCGCAAUGGCUACUGUUGCCGCUAAUCUUGAUGGUUGUCGGCCUCUUCAGAUGGACUGUCGGAUUAUGGGGCCAUUCCGGUGAAGGGAAACCGCCGAUGCAUGGCGAUUUUGAAGCACAACGACACUGGAUGGAAGUCACCAUCAAUCUUCCGGCAUCCAUGUGGUACUUCUUCGACCUCCAAUACUGGGGACUUGACUAUCCGCCCUUAACAGCAUACCACUCUUGGCUCUGUGGAAAGGUGGGGGGCAUGUUCAGCGAUGACUGGUUUGCGCUACACAAGUCACGAGGCCUCGAGGAGCCAUUACUGAAGGUGUUCAUGCGGGCAACUGUUGUUAUUUCGGAGUACCUGGUCUAUAUUCCAGCCGUGAUAAUCUUCCUCAGACACUACAGCCGCAACCAGGGCACCGGAAUCACCUCGAGCAAUAUCGCUCUUGUUGCUAUCCUGAUGCAGCCAGCAUUAAUUUUGAUAGACCACGGCCACUUCCAGUACAACGCCGUGAUGCUUGGCUUUGUGGUUGCGAGCAUCUCCAGUAUGUUUGCCGGACGAUUGCUGUGGUCCUGCGUCUUCUUCGUCGCCGCGCUGGGCUUCAAGCAGAUGGCACUCUAUUAUGCGCCUGUCAUCUUUGCCUUCUUGCUGGGAUCAUGCCUGACUCCUCGGAUUCGACUAGGACGACUACUGUCAAUUGCUGCCAUCACGGCGCUCUCCUUUGCGGUUCUUUUCGCACCUCUGCUUCUACGCUGCCUGUACGAGCUGUACCGGAAUUUGGAUCUACCACCACAGCCCCUACCGCCUGCCCUAGCGGAGCGCGGCAUAUCUUUGGACCUCAAGUCGCCUGUUGGAGUGGUCUUGUUCCAGGUGGCGCAAGCUAUUCACCGCUGCUUUCCAUUCGCCCGGGGUCUUUUCGAAGAUAAGGUUGCCAACUUCUGGUGUGCGUUGAACACCGUUUACAAGCUACGCAAACUCGCGCACCUUGUUCCCUUGGAACGUCUGUCCAUGUUUGCUACACUGGUCUCAAUCCUACCAAGCGCAUUGAUCAUUGGUGCAAGUCCUAAUAAGACACUUCUGCCCUACGCCCUAGCCUCUUCGGCAUGGGGCUUCUUCCUUUUCUCGUUCCAAGUGCACGAAAAGUCCGUGCUAUUACCGCUGUUGCCGAUGACUCUUCUUCUCGGUAGCGCAAAGGGCCUAUCGAAAGAGUAUCGAGCAUGGAUUGGGUGGGCCAACGCGCUUGGGGUGUGGACGAUGUACCCACUCUUGAAGCGCGACGAGCUCAAAACGCCAUAUGUCGUGAUAUCGCUGCUUUGGGCCUACCUCAUGGGCUUGCCCCCAACGUCUGCACUGUGCUACUAUACCCCUGGUCAGGAAAACCUCAUAGGCCGACCUCUGGCGGAUGACGAGCUCCGCACUCCGAUUAAGAUCCUACACUGGCAGUACUACAUCAUCAUGGCCUUUUGGCAUCUACUGGAAGCUUUCGCCGUGCCUCCCGAGGACAAGCCUGACCUUUGGGUGGUGGUGAAUUCCUGUUUUGGCGCAGUCGGGUUUGGUAUCUGCUACCUUUGGUGUACCUGGAAGCUCAUAUGUGAAAGUGGGCUUCUGGAUGACUAUUUUGCUUACCAACAACAGCCUGUCGCAGAUGGUACGCCAGCAAAAGCGAAGGAAAGCAAGAAAGCAAAAUAA